AUGUCAACCUUUGUUCAUAUGGAGGCUUCGCUCAUCGUGUUGAAAGCCGAUUUGCCCAAGUGGACUUCCAUGCCUAAGUUGCAGUUUCUUCAGAUCCAAGCAUUCAAAUUUUUGACUGUUAAAGUGGCAGAGCAGAAUGUCAAGUUCUGGAGUUUAGACAUCAAUGUCAUCAUUAUUUCAUACAAAGGCGGCGGGGAAGAACACGACUCAUUCCUCAAAGUUCAUUAA
Messenger RNA from Prunus armeniaca (apricot), 228 nucleotides. The record is from the annotation of a GenBank genome assembly. NCBI's taxonomy places the organism in Eukaryota, Viridiplantae, Streptophyta, Magnoliopsida, Rosales, Rosaceae.